AUGAUGCGCCUCUUCAAUCGGUUCUAUGUGCUAUGCGGUCUUGCCGCUUGUACGAUGCUUUACUCGGCGUGGUUUUUGACGUCACGCAAUUUCGGGGAUAUUGUACCGCUUGCCAGUGAAGAGUAUCAUACGGCGCCGGAGUUUGGGGAACGAUUGGUUGUCUUUGGAGAUUCGUGGAGUGAUAAUGAGACGGAGGACUUGCAAGGGAAGGUGUGGACUGAUUGGCUUUGCGAAAAGUUCUCAUGUCACCAGGAGAAUCUCGCCGAGACCGCUAAGUCUAGUUUCAGGGGUAAGUACACCGGCUCGGUCGUCGACAACACGGAGUUGGAUGUACUAGACCGUGUGUCUCAGACAAAACUGAAAGACAUGAAGACGCAGCUCCAGCACUGGUUGGCUGCGGAGAUGAAAACGGUUAAGGGAAUGUCGGAUGAGGACCUUAAGUCUCGACAAGACAGAACGAUAUUCGUUGUCUCGUACGGAGUCUGGGACAUCUGGAGUCUUGUCUCGAAGGAGUACGGAUCCGCCUGUGAAUCCGUUGACCGCCGUAUCAAGACGAUCAUGAAUCAACUGAACAUCCUUGCCGAGACAUGGGGUUCUGAUAACCUCAAGGUGAUCCUUACGCAGUCUGUUGAUGUGACGUUUCUGCCUGCUUUUCUGGCUGCCUACCCUUCGCAGGGAGAAGAGUAUAAGACUGCGGUUAAGAUUCUAGCGUAUUGGAAUGCGAGGUUGAAGGAGGCUGCUAAACCUUGGGAGAAGGGAACUGUCUAUCUAUUUGAUACGAAUGCAUUUCUGUUGGAUCGCAUUCGCGAUUGGCAGUAUUUUGCAGCAGGGAUUACGGCUCAAGACGGCUUGGGAUCGAACGAAGAUCCUGGUUGGGAGAAUGUUGCAAAUGGCUGUGUUGAAUCAGAAGGGGGAAUCACGGCCAUGGUUUCAAGCAAGAAGAACAAGGCGCCGUGCGAAAACCCGGAGAAGUACCUGUUUUGGAAUGAAAUGACUAUGGGCCCCUCUGCCCACCGCCUGAUGGCAUCAGAGGUGUAUGACGGAAUCAAUGGAGUCUUGUUGAACUCCACAGAGGGAGCGCAACUGCAACAGCCAGAGGAAGAGGAGAAAUCAACGGAACCAGGAUCAACGGCUCCGGAGACCAAGGUCAGACCUGAUCCACCCACACACCACAAACGACGGAGGUUCGCAGCAUAG
Penicillium angulare is the source of this 1197-nucleotide messenger RNA. RefSeq lists its product as uncharacterized. NCBI's taxonomy places the organism in Eukaryota, Fungi, Ascomycota, Eurotiomycetes, Eurotiales, Aspergillaceae. The transcript has 3 exons. The record is from RefSeq and is a predicted model, not a curated record. Bases 1 to 1197 code for a protein of 398 amino acids.